Messenger RNA from Nannizzia gypsea CBS 118893, 1557 nucleotides. Its product is annotated as carboxypeptidase Y. NCBI's taxonomy places the organism in Eukaryota, Fungi, Ascomycota, Eurotiomycetes, Onygenales, Arthrodermataceae. The coding region runs from base 1 to 1557 and encodes 518 amino acids. Gene Ontology annotation, cellular component: fungal-type vacuole. The record is from RefSeq and is a predicted model, not a curated record. The transcript has 2 exons. Gene Ontology annotation, biological process: proteolysis. Gene Ontology annotation, molecular function: serine-type carboxypeptidase activity.
AUGAAGGGGCUUCUCUCAUUGCUCAUUGUAGGAGCUGGCAAUGUUUUGGCGGCUACCCAUGGACCACGCCCUUUGGCUGGGGAUAUGCUGAGUGACAGGUACAAGAACUCUUUGGAAGAUACCAGAUCGGCUGUACCAAGAGAUAAGAUAUACCAUCCAUCCGGCACUCGCAUGGAACGGAAAAGAAAGCCUGAUGAGACGUGGGACAAUUUCAUUCGCGGAAGUGAUGUUAAAGUUAGUUGGAUAGGUGGUAAAGGAGAGGAGCCUUCUGAUAUCGGAGAGUAUGAGAUGAGAUCCAAGACCGUGGACCCAAGCACGCUGGGUGUCGAUGACGUUAAGCAAUUAAGCGGUUACCUUGACAACAACAAGGACGGCCAGCAUCUUUUCUUUUGGUUCUUUGAAUCUCGAAAUGAUCCGAAAAACGACCCCGUUGUACUUUGGCUGAACGGUGGCCCAGGAUGCUCUUCCAUGACUGGCUUAUUCAUGGAGUUGGGACCAGCUAGACUCAACAAGGACCUGAAAGUCGUCCGCAAUGAUCACUCAUGGACCAACAACGCUUCUAUUAUUUUCUUAGACCAGCCUGUGGGUGUUGGGUUUUCAUAUGGUAAAGAAAUUCCUAUCGGUACUCGCGCAGCUUCGAAGGAUGUCUUCGCUUUUUUGUCCAUGUUCUUUCAGCAAUACCCUCAAUACGGCAAGCAGGACUUCCAUAUCGCCGGAGAGUCUUACGCUGGUCACUACAUCCCAGUGUUUGCAUCUGACAUCCUCAAGCAAAAAUCCAACAUCAAUUUAAAAUCUCUCCUUAUUGGAAACGGCAUCGUCGACCCAGCCACCCAGCACCCAUUCUACAUACCAAUGGCCUGCGGAAAGGGAGGCUAUCCAGCUGUCGUGGAUCAGGCCACCUGCAACAAAAUGCAGUCCGCUGUUCCUAAAUGCCAAAGACAAACCAGGGCUUGCUACAAAAAUCCCCAGAACCGUGCUCUCUGUUCCGAUGGCUCUGUGUUUUGCGAGGAUGCUUUAGUCAAACCAGUCUCAAAUGCUGGAGUCAAUAUCUACGAUCUACGUAAUCCCUGUGAAGAAGGCAGUAGUGAAUGCUACGCCAUCCUUGACUGGAUCGAAAAGUACCUCGACCAAGAUGAGGUUACGGAGGCUCUCGGCGUCAGCGAUCAAGUCCCAUAUUACCGAGGUUGCAGCGGAACAGUCAGCCGCCGCUUUUGGGCCAAUGGAGACUUCAACCAGCCUUACCACCACCUGAUGCCUGGGAUUUUGGACAAAAUCCCGGUUCUCAUCUACGCCGGUGAUGCUGACUAUAUCUGCAACUGGCUCGGCUGCAUGGCCUGGACCGACGCUCUCAUGUGGAAGGGUCACCUUGGAUUCAAGCACCAGAAACUCGAGAAGGUCAACCAUAGCGUUACAGGAAAAGCAUUUGGGGAGGUCAAGCACCAUAAAGGUCUUGCUUUCCUCCGCGUUUACGGUGCUGGCCACCUGGUUCCAUAUGACCAGCCUGAGAAUUCCUUGGACUUCUUCAUCCGCUGGAUCAAGAAAGAGUGGACUUCAUAG